AUUCAAUCGCUUACUAGAUUAUAUACGCAAAAGUCUGAUCAACGUACAAAAAGCCAUACAAGGUCAAAUAGCUAUGAUACCCGAAUUGGAGCGUACACAUUCGUCAAUGGUGAUUGGUAAGCUACCGGCGGAUUGGCUAAAGAAAAGCUACCCAUCACUGAAGCCGCUUGGCAGUUAUGUUACGGAUUUUCUGGCACGUUUGGAAUUCUUCCAGCAUUGGAUAGAUGACGGGGAACCGAAUGUCUAUUGGCUAUCUGGAUUUUAUUUCACACAGUCCUUCAUAACUGGCGUACUGCAAAACUAUUCGCGAAAGAAUUCGCUCCAAAUCGAUAUGGUUGAAAUUAAAUUUGAAGUAACCAAAUAUGAAAUGGAGGUGCCUAGUAAACCAAGCUUUGGCGCAUACAUACGGGAACAGCAGUCCAUCAAUGAUGAGACAAAAUUUUUUCAUGGCCUCUUCCUGGAAGGCGCGCGCUAUAAUCGUGAAACACAAAAGCUAGAUGAAUCCUACUCAAAGAUAUUAUUCGACGUAUUGCCAGUUAUAUUCUUCCGUCCAACACUAAAAGAGACUGCGCAAGCGGCGAAGGAGGAUUCCAAAGUGCGCGUCAUCUACGAUUGUCCAGUUUACAAGACUAGCGAAAGGCGUGGCGUUCUCUCGACAACCGGUCACUCCACCAAUUUCGUGAUGUAUAUGCAACUCAAUUGCAGUCGCACACAAAUGCAUUGGAUAAAUCGCGGCACGGCAUCACUUUGCCAACUUGAUGAUUGA
Molecule: messenger RNA, 766 nt
Organism: Rhagoletis zephyria (snowberry fruit fly)
Lineage: Eukaryota; Metazoa; Arthropoda; Insecta; Diptera; Tephritidae
Product: dynein heavy chain 12, axonemal-like
Biological process (GO): microtubule-based movement
Cellular component (GO): dynein complex
Molecular function (GO): dynein light intermediate chain binding; dynein intermediate chain binding
Source: RefSeq, a predicted model, not a curated record